Messenger RNA from Debaryomyces fabryi, 2925 nucleotides. RefSeq lists its product as uncharacterized. The coding region runs from base 1 to 2925 and encodes 974 amino acids. Gene Ontology annotation, molecular function: protein phosphatase regulator activity; protein phosphatase binding. The record is from RefSeq and is a predicted model, not a curated record. The transcript has a single exon. Lineage: Eukaryota; Fungi; Ascomycota; Pichiomycetes; Serinales; Debaryomycetaceae. Gene Ontology annotation, cellular component: nucleus; cytosol.
AUGUCAUUCUGGCCGUUUUCAAACCCAUUGCAUGAUAACAAUCAACUACAUAAAUUUUUGGAUUCUAUUCAGGAUUUUUCACAGGUGACUGCUGAUGAUUUAGUAGGUGAUCCGGCAUUACUGCAAGAAUUAAUUAGUGAACUUCAUAAUAUAAAGGGAAACUAUAAUAAUAAUAACACCGGCUUUCAAUUUCUGCAACAGCAGGGACAUGAGAACAACCAAACCAAUAACUCUUCCAACUCGGAUACGUUUUCGUUGGCAUCUUCCACCAAUGAAAAUAAUAACACUUAUAGUAAAGACGCUCGGGGCCCAAGAUUAUUAGAAUUAUUGUUACAGCCGCAAGUGAUGAAUGGUUUCCUAGAUUACAUUAUCAAUAGUGUAGACUUUUUUCAUGAAUUAGGUUUAAAAGAAAGAGAAGAAUUGGAGAAGAUAUUAAAGGAACAAGAAAAAGGUGAUUAUACUGAUGAUGAUGAUGAUGAUCAAAAUAUCGCUAAGCGGGAUGGCGAAGCUAAUCCAAAGAUUGAUGGAGAGAAUGAAGUUGAAAUCGAACAGGCGGAAGAUACGAACACAAGAAGGAGUAGUGAGGACAAAGAGGGUGAAGAAGAAGAAAGCAAGGAGGAAAAAUUACGUAGGUGCAUUCAAGCAUCGUCAGAUAUUUUAUCAAUUGACUUGUGGGUAAUCCUGAAUCACAUUAUUGAGACCCCAGCAAUUAUUAAUAAGUUAUGGCUGGUUCUUAAACUUCCAAACUUGGAAGAAAAUUCUUUGUCUGUUUCAUACCUAGUCCAUAUCUUGGAUCAAUUGAUGGACAAGAAUAGCAUCUCUUUAUUGAAUUUCAUAAGACGUCAAACCGACUUAGUUGAUACAUUUUUGAAUAAAAUCGAAAUCCCGAUGUUAAUGGACUUUCUAUUAAGAGUUAUUCAAACGGAUAAAGCAUCUUCGCCUACAGGAAUCGUUGAAGUUUUAUCACAGCAACAAUUAAUUCCAAAAUUAAUAGAAAUAUUGAAACCUCAUCCGUCUCAGUUUGCAACAAAGCCUUCAACGAUUCCAAAUCACGAAUUGUUUUUUAAACAAACGGCAGCAUCUGAUUUCAUAAAGGCCUUAGUAACCAUUUCUUCUAAUACUGCAUUGGCAGUAGUUUUGGAAAAUAAUAUCGGUCCUAACCAGCUUACGAGAGAAUUGGUUUCUCCUGAUAUAAUCAAAACAAUAAUAAAUGAUAUCAUGUUGUUCAAUGUUACAUCUGAAUCUGGUACUAUACAAUCAAAUAAACAUGGUAUUAAUAAUUGUGUGGGCAUCAUUAUUGAACUUAUUAGGAAGAACAAUUCAGACUAUGAUUUGAACUGUGGAACAUACAGCUCGAUGCUUCAAAACUGUGGUGAUGAGAACGCUGGCGGCGAAGUUAAUUCAUAUGUUAUGUUUCACUGGUUGAAGGACUUUGAACAAAAUCCUCCCGGCCCACGGGACCCUAUUUAUUUGGGGGAGAUGCUUUCGAUAUUUUCUGAUCAUUUAAACAAGUUUGCAGAAUUGAUGAAAAGACCACCUGACGCACCAUUACACGUUAAGGAUUCAAAUGUGUUAGGUUUUACUAAAUUCAAAAUUUCUGAAUUGAUUGCAGAGUUGUUACAUUGUUCGAAUAUGAUAUUGUUAAAUUCAAGAAAGAUAAGAAAGAUAGUUAAAAUCCGUGAUAAGUUAAGACUUCAACAAAAUGAUCGUUUAAAGAAGGCCUUAUCCGAAACAUUUGUAAAUAUCAAUAAUACUACAGAUAAAAAGCACCAUUCAAUAAAUGAGGUUACAAAUGGUUUAGAUGAUGUUUCCUUAGACGAUAUUAAUUUUAUAGAUAGUGAUAAGAAAGACGAAUCUAGGAUCGAUAUUCCGGAUGAUUCAAGGCAUCUUUUUGUGCACGACGAUGAUGAUUAUUUAAAUUUAAUUGAGUCAUUAGAAACGGAAGAUGAUUCAGAUGAUGAUGAGCCUAAAAUCUCCCCUGAAAACCCGUUUGUAUGCUCUGAUAGAGACAAAAGUAUACGAAUGAAUCCUUGUAUUGGAGAUGAAUUUAAGAUUAAAUUGGGUGAUCUGGAAAUUUUGUUUGAUAUAGUUUCAAAGUUUACAGAUUAUCCUUGGCAUAAUUUUUUUCACAAUGUUGUGUUUGAUUUAAUUCAACAGAUUUUUAAUGGAAAACUUAACUCAUAUAAUUCCUUUCUAAUUGUGGAUUUGUUUAAACCAAAAAGAUGUGAUAUAACAAGUUUAAUUGUCAAAUCAUACCGUGAAUCUCAUGAGCCUCGUCCUGGUUAUAUGGGUCACCUAAUUCUUAUUAGUGAAGAAGUAGUCAAAUUCACCUCUCUUUAUAAACCAGAUCUUAUAUCUCCUAUAAUCCUUGAUGCUAUUUUAUCGAAAGAUUGGGAUUGGUUUGUUAAUGAAAUAUUGCUUAAAACCAGGGAAGUUUAUAAUGUCGUACUAGGAUCAGAACAAGAUGAUGAUGAAGAAAGUCAUAGACUGGAUGAUAAAGAUCAAGACUCUUAUGGGUUUGAUUCAUCUACUGUGGGAUAUCUUGAUUUAGACUCAUAUGAUAAGGAACAAGGAAAUUCCAAUAAAAAUUUAAUAAUUUUAGGGGAUAGAUCUAAUCAUGACUUAUUCGUAAAUGAUCAUCAAAAUGCUUCUCGCCGUAUUGAUGAUGAAGAUGAUGAUGACGAGCAUAUGGAGGAAACUCCCGUUCCUGAUGUAAGGCUUGAAGGGUCGCCGCUGGUUGAAGAUUUUAAUCUGGAUUUCUACGAUAAUGAGCAUUUUCAUGAUGAAUACCAAGAGAAUGAAUUUUUAGACGACUUAUCGGGUUCAAGUUCCUCGGAUGAUGAUGGUGGUGAUAUGGACCACGAAAAUGAAACCCGAGAGGAUGAUGGUAAUGAAUUACGAAGAGUGUCAAGGCAUAACGAGUAA